GAACCGGGAGCCGGGAGCCGAAGCCGCAGCGUAGAAGUCCCGGCGCUCGCAGCAAUGGGCCGGGGGUCUCGGAGGGCUCCAGGGUCUCCGGCCUUGCUGCGGCUGCUACUGCGACUGCUGUGGCCGGUGUGGGGGGCCGAGACAUUUCGUGAAAACAUCCCUGGAGAGCCAGUCACCCCUCACUGGGUCCUGGAUGGACAACCUCGGCGCCCGGUCACCCUGGAGGAGCCGGUCUUGAAGCUGGACAAGGGGCUUGUAGCCUUGGAAGCUGAAGGCCAGGAACUCCUGCUGGAGCUGGAGAAGAACCACAGGCUGCUGGCCACAGGAUACACAGAAACCCACUACAGUCCAGAUGGGCAGCCAGUGGUGCUGGUCCCCAACCACACGGAUCAUUGUCACUAUCACGGCCGUGUAAGGGGCUUCCCAGACUCCUGGGUGGUCCUGAGCAUCUGCUCUGGGAUGAGGGGCCUGAUCACUCUCAGCAGCAAAGCCAGCUAUUACGUGCAUCCUUGGCCAGCUGGGGAUGCAGAGGAUGUCUCAACCCACAGGAUCUUCCGGACAGAGCAGCUGCUUAGCUGGAAAGGGGCCUGUGGCCACAGGGAUCCCAGAGACAAAUGGACCAUGACCAGCCUUUUUCAUGACACCCAGAUCAGGGACAGGCGGGGGUUCCGCAGAAGCCUGAGGUACCUGGAGCUGUACAUAGUGGCCGACCACACCCUGUUCUUGACCCAGCACCGGGACUUGAACCACACCAAACAGCGUCUCCUGGAGAUCGCCAGCUACGUGGACCAGAUUCUCAGGACUCUGGACAUUCAGGUGGUACUGACUGGCCUGGAAGUAUGGACUGAGCAGGACCAGAGCCAGGUGAUGCUGGAUGCAAACGUCACACUCUGGGCUUUCCUGCAGUGGCGCCAGGGGCUGUUAGCACGGUUGCCACACGACUCCACACAGCUGCUCACGGGCCGCACUUUCCGGGGUAACACCGUGGGCCUGGCGCCCGUCGAAGGCAUGUGCCUUGCAGAGAGCUCUGGAGGCGUGAGCACGGAUCACUCGGAGCUCCCCAUUGGCGCUGCAGCUACCAUGGCCCAUGAGAUAGGCCACAGCCUUGGCCUCAGCCACGACCCUGAAGGCUGCUGCGUGGAGGUGGCAGCUGAGCCUGGUGGCUGCGUCAUGGCAGCGGCCACUGGGCACCCGUUCCCCCGCGUGUUCAGCGCUUGCAGCCGCCGCCAGCUGCGCGCCUUCUUCCGCAAGGGAGGCGGAGCGUGCCUCUCCAACGCGCCCGACUCCGGGCUCCUGCUGCCGCCGGCGCGCUGCGGAAACGGCUUCUUGGAGGAGGGCGAGGAGUGCGACUGCGGCGGGGGCCAGGAGUGCCCCGACCCCUGCUGCUUCGCCCACAACUGCUCGCUGCGCGAGGGGGCCCAGUGCUCCCACGGGGAUUGCUGCUCGAGCUGCCUGCUGAAGCCGGCGGGCGCGCCAUGCCGUCGGGCUGCGGGAGACUGUGACCUCCCUGAGUUCUGCACGGGCGCCUCUCCCUACUGUCCCCCCGACAUUUACCUACUGGAUGGCUCGCCCUGCGCCAGCGGCCGCGGCUACUGCCGGGAUGGCGCGUGUCCCACGCUCGAGCAGCAGUGCCAGCAGCUCUGGGGGCCUGGCUCUCGCCCAGCCCCAGAGGCCUGUUUCCAUGCGGUGAACUUGGCAGGAGACGCCAGAGGCAACUGCGGCCGGAAUGAAGAGGGCCACUACCAGCCUUGUACGAGGAGAGAUGCGCAGUGCGGGAAGCUGCAGUGCCAGGGCGGGGAGCAGAGCCCACUGACAUCACACACGGUGCCCGUGGACUCUACCAUCCGCUUAGGCAGCCUCGAGGUGACUUGCAGGGGAGCCUUCCUGCUACCUGGUGCCCAGCUGGACCGGCCCGAUUUGGGCCUGGUAGAGCCAGGCACCCUGUGUGGACCGGCGAUGGUGUGCCAGGACAGGCGCUGCCAGAAUACUACGUUUCAGGAGUUGCAGCGCUGCCUGACAGCCUGUCAUGGCCAUGGGGUUUGCAAUAGUAACCAUAACUGCCACUGUGAUCCUGGCUGGGCGCCACCCUUCUGCGACAAGCCAGGGUUGGGUGGUAGCAUAGACAGCGGCCCUGCGCAGCCCGAAAACCACUAUGCAUUCCUGCUGGCCGUGACCUGCAGCUUUCUGCUGCCUCUGCUUCCUGGGGCUGGCCUGGCCUGGUGCUGCUACCAGCAGCGGGGAGCCCAGCUCCAGCAGCGCCUCUGCGGCUCAAGGAGGAACAGUGGGCCCAAAGGAGGCCCACACAGGCAGCACCCCCUGGGCAGUGUUCAUCCCCUGGAGAUGGGCCCGAUGACCCCUGGAGAGCCCCAACCGCCUGACAUUGAAACCUCUGCCAGAGCUCAACAGCCACCUUGAGAAACCUGUGCCCUGUGGCCCUACCUGCACCCUAAGCAGGUCAAGUCCAGAAGCCAAGCUACUGUCUCUGGUGAGAGGCGAAUACUGAGAGCCACUCCAGGCACUUGGACCACCAGGGGCAGAGCCAGCCAGUCAGCAGACCUCCUUGCACCUUCAGGCAGCUUGCAAGUUUCUUCCCCAACUUACCUCCGCCCUACCUGCUCCAGGACCCCAGAGCCUCAUCAGAAUUUGCCCAAUGCUUUCCCUGUUUGUUAGGGCCAGGAACCAUGCAAGCCCAAGAAUCCACCUGUUAUGUAAAACUUCCACGUCUGAGAGACCCAAGAAAGAGGCCGACAAUUCCAGCAUAAUCAGUUUAUUAAGGGAACUUAUAUAUACAAGGCACGUCUUGGGCAGUCUCAAGACCAAGUGGAUGUCCACCAUGCCACGUGGCAGGCGCUAAAGGGUUAUAUAGUACAGGUCAGGAUGGAUGGCGUACUGGGGCAUGACCCACCCCAGAUAAAGGGAAAACACCGUACAUGCUUGUCC
This is a messenger RNA of Pteronotus mesoamericanus, 2940 nucleotides long. It is a transcript of the gene ADAM33, whose product is annotated as ADAM metallopeptidase domain 33. Bases 55 to 2415 code for a protein of 786 amino acids. Gene Ontology annotation, biological process: proteolysis. The transcript has 22 exons. The record is from RefSeq and is a predicted model, not a curated record. Gene Ontology annotation, molecular function: metalloendopeptidase activity. Lineage: Eukaryota; Metazoa; Chordata; Mammalia; Chiroptera; Mormoopidae.